AUGAAAGCCGCGACGGGGAGAAGGAGAGGGCGGCGAGUUCCCCGGGGCGAUAUAUCUCAGCUUGCAAAUGUCUCGGAGAACAAGGCAGGAAUCAUACCCGCACCUGAACUAGGUCAGGGUAGCCCGCCAAAUGCGUGGAUCAGUUUUAUUUUCAAUUCGUCACCGACUAUCAUGAGAGUAAAAUGCCGCGUACUCGACUACAUAGCCUCGCAGUAGUUGAAUCAUUUUAGCAAUUGGAGCAACCCGAAUGCAACCUGGUGAUCUCGAUGCAAGGAUAAGCGUCUCAAUAGGUGUCUGUUGAUGUUUAGAUAUUUUUAAAAUUUCAAUGAGAACCACUGAUUCUACAUGAGUCAGUCCAGUACACAAGCCAAGCCGACAAUAAGGACUGACUGUGUAGUGCGAGGCCCCCAGGGUGAUUCGCCAAAAUGACCAUGACCAUAUUACAGGACAGAGGCUCCCAAUCAACCAGCAAUUAUCAUCAGUAACAAU
Messenger RNA from Cotesia congregata, 489 nucleotides. The record is from the annotation of a GenBank genome assembly. NCBI's taxonomy places the organism in Eukaryota, Metazoa, Arthropoda, Insecta, Hymenoptera, Braconidae.